AUGCCCAACAACGGCAAUUCUCAAGCCUAUUUUAACAUCGAUGAAGUCCGGUCGAAAAAGGUGUUGAAACAAAUCACUCAGUUAAUUAAUGAUGUAAGUCGUUUCCCAUUCAGUUCUCCUCUUUUCAUUUUAUUUUCUUUCAGGUGACGAACAUCACAGAAACGUACCCGCUGGCGCAGGGCCAAACGGCAGAAGGGCUCAUCAAUCAGGUCGAAGCCGCCAUCGUCAAGUUUCUCGAAGUCGGCGAUUAUUCGGUUGCAAACUGUCCGGUCGCCCGCCAAGACAAAAGAGCCCAAGAUUCACUGCUCCAGGCUCUUCACGAAGUGCAAGAUACCGGUCAGUAGUUUCUUCUGGAAAACUGACUAAAUUUCAACUCUUGCAGGCCAAGUAUUAGCACAAACUGGUAGGGACUUCGUGAGAGACUCAACGUCUUUGCACAAAAGGGCGCAUGCCACGACUGCCGGUCGGAAUCUUUUAAUUGUGAGUGUUUCCGUCGUGUUACUGAUGUUGACUACUUUCUGAGUAAAAACAAAAGUAAAGCGCACAGUAGUCGGUAACUUUUCAUUCAAAAAGCGCUUUUCUUUAAAGACCGUUGCGAAGUUUCUCAUCUUGGCCGACUCGAUUGACGUUCGUGUGAUAACCGACAAAGUCGACGAAAUCCGCGAAACAGUCCAUCACAUGCUGGAAGCCGGAUCGAAGAUCGAGGUCGAAGAGCUCUACAAACUGCUUGUCUCUCAAAUCGAAGAACUCGACAUCACGGUCCGCAGAAGAGCUAUCGAUCUGGUUAAACCGAAUCAGCGAGAUGAUUUGCUGGCGGCCCGAGCUGCUCUUCUUCAGAGCGUUCCGUUGCUUUACACGUCUACAAAAACGUUUGUCAGGCAUCCGGAGCGCGAGGAAGCCCGUAGGAAUCGAGAUUACACUGCUGAUGAAAUGCAUUCUGCUCUGGACGCGUUGCAGUCCGUUUUGAAUGGACAGAAACCGCAGCUCACAUUCUCCGGGUUCGGAAUGAUUGGCGACCUCAUCAAUGAGAUUGACACUUUCCAAGUAGGAUUUCUCCAUUUUCAAUUCCAACGAUAUCAUAUUUUUGUUCAGAACAAGAUUGAAAUGGAGCCCUCGACGUACAGAAGAGACCUCCAUCGUCCGGAUCUUGAAGAGCGCGCCGAACGUAUCGUCAGUGGAUCAGCUUCGAUCGCGGACGCGGGAAGCACGCGCGAGUCGCGGAAACAGAAGAUCGUCGCUGAGUGUAACAACCUGCGGCAAGCACUUCAGGAGCUGCUCACCGAGUACGAAAAAAGCGUGAGUAUUCUUUUUCCCGAUGAUUUUUUGGCUUACUUUCGCUUCUUCUCAAAAGGGACGCGGGCGGUCAUCCGAGGGGCGACGGUGUGAACAAACAACAAAUAGUCGUGUGUUCUUUCGAGUGUGGCGCCCGGGCCGGGUAUCCGAGAACAACUGUUUUUUGUUUGUGAAAGGGACUUGACCCUUUCUCCUUUUUUCCUUAGUAAAAGAGUUAAGUCGUCGCUUUUUUCAGCGUGGAAGAUACGACGACAGCGAUGACAUUCCACUUGGAAUCGCAGAAGUUCACAAGAAGACGAAGGAUCUCAGAAGACAUCUCCGUCGUGCGAUCGUCGACCACAUCAGCGACGCGUUCCUCGAUACCAGAACUCCGCUGCUUCUGCUCAUCGAAUCUGCCAAAACAGGCGACGAAGAAACGACGAGGCAACGUGCUCACAUGUUCCAGCUUCACGCCAAUGAAAUCGUCACCGUCGCAAAACUUUCGUGCCGUCUUUCUCCCGAUGUGGAAGGCGUCAGUGUCAUCCGACACACGGCUUCUCAGCUCGAAAGAUUGGCUCCACAGGUCAUUGAAGCCGCGCUACUGCUCUGCGCUAACAACACAUCGCGGACAUCUCAAGAGAACAUGGAAGCCUACAGAAAGCUCUGGUUCCAAAAAGUGAAUCUGCUGACGACGGCUCUCGAUAACAUCACGACUCUUGACGAUUUCCUCGCUGUUAGUGAGGCGCACAUCGUGGAGGACUGCGAAAAAGGAAUUCAGGGAAUUACGGUUAGUUCAGACUUGAAGUGGAGUCUUCAGCAAUUUAUUCGGUUCCAGGCGAAUGCUUCGAAUGAAGACGAGAACUCCAGAAACUGUGCCGACUUUGACUACGCUGCCGGAGCGAUCCGUGGGAGAGCUCUUCGUGUCUGCGACGUCGUGGACGCUGAAAUGGACUUCAUUCAGAACUCGGAAUACACAGAAACGGUUAAACAAGCUGUCCGAAUCCUCAGGGAUCAACGUGUCGAAGAGUUCACAAGCAGAGCGAAGGAUCUCGCGGACCGACAGCAAAUCUCUGGACUCUCAUGGAAUCACAAUCAGAAAGAGAACGAAAUGAACGAGUUCAUAAAUGCGUGCACUCUUGUUCACGACGCCGUCAAAGACAUCCGACACGCCCUUCUGAUGAAUCGCAGCAUGAACGAUGUUGAUUCGGAUGUUGAGUACGAAGCAGAUGGCGUUGGAGCCGCGAAUGCAGAUGCGAGCAGGACGAUACCGGAUCAGGAGAACCAGCAGAUCAUCAUGAGAAGACUGCCAGAAGAGGAGAAGAAGAAGAUCCAGGCUCAGAUCGACAUCUUCAAGGUCACACAGACGAGAUUCGAGCGGGAAGUUGCCAAGUGGGAUGAGACCGGAAACGACAUUAUUCAACUGGCGAACAACAUGUGCAAGAUCAUGAUGAACAUGACCGACUUCACGAGAGGAUGCGGGCCACUGAAGACGACGAUGGAUGUGAUCCGUGCGGCACAAGAAAUAUCUCUGAACGGAUCGAAACUGAAUGCGUUGGCCCGGCAGAUUGGAGAGGAGAGCGCCGAUUCGCAGACGAAAAAGGACCUGCUCGCGUAUCUUUCGCAGAUCACACUGUACUGUCAGCAACUGAACAUCUGCAGUAAGGUAAGUAGAACGUUGCUCCCAGAAUCUAUUCGCACUAAUUGAUUUGCUUCCAGGUAAAAGCAGACGUGACCCAAGUGGGCAAUGAACUCGUCGUUUCGGCCCUCGAUUCGGCCAUGUCGCUCAUCCAGACCGCCCGAAAUCUGCUGACUGCUGUCGUGCAGACCGUCAAGGCUGCUUACAUUGCCAGCACGAAGGUACUUGCCCUCUUUUUUCUCACUUUUGAUCCCGAUAGUUUUCUCGCAUUAUUUGGAGUGCUUAUCACGUUUCAAAACAGACCGAUAAGCGGAGUCUCUCUCUGCUUACGUAAAAAAAAAUCAGAUGGCUAGCGCCCACGCGGAGCCACGUGACUGGAAAGAUCAAAUGCCCUUUACCCUCUGAUAAAGGACGAAACGUUGCGAAAUCGGGACACAGGGGGGGGGAGGGGAAUUUAAUUUGAAAUGGAAGAAAACACGUCCGUUCUGUAGUGUGCUCUGCGAGAACGUGCGAGAGUCGAAACGGCAGUGGCUCUCGGCGCCACGCACGACGCCAUAAACUAUGAAGGUCCGACGGAGGACUACGGUGAGAACUAGUUGGAGUGAACUGAUGAAUAUCGUGUCGUCGUGUGAAGUAUCAAUUUCGUUUUCAACAAAAAAGCAUGUUAUGAAACUGUUGAAGUUUUGUAGAUUUUCAAAAGAUGGUAAAAACUUUUAAAAGUUCAUUGAAUUGUUAGGCUCGACAGGGGAUGACAGCUUCAAUAUUUCCGCUGAUUGGUAGGCUGCUUCCGAUCUCUAUUUGAUCCCUCGUAACCUCCAAUCCAACUAGCACAUUCUGUACUGAAACAACUAAAAAUUCCAUAGUUUUGUGGCUCUCAAAAAAUGCAUUGUUUGGUCCGUUAAUGUUUUCAUUUGCUGCCUUCUUUGUCCUGAUGUAUGGACAUCGAUCCCCGCGAGUCUCGAGCCUCCCCCGACAUAUCUCAUACAUAUUCGAAUAGUAGUUUCUCAAUGAAAGGGAAAAAAACUAAGUCAAUGACGAUACUAUUGCAAAUGUUACUUGUUGUUGUUGUGGUGGUUCAUGUUGUUUGCAGUUUUGCUUGGAUAUCCCUCAGUUCAGAUUCUCAUCCGAUCGAACCCAUUCGUUAUUCUUUUCAGUUCCGCCGCCCUAAUGCGAACAGCGUCCGUGUCGAAUGGCGAAUGGCCCCGCCCAAGAAGCAGCCACUCGUCCGUCCUCAAAAGAACAAUGCUAUAAUCAGGUAACCGCCCAUCUUGACCCCUUUUCCCCGUGCCCGCAGGCACAUUGACCCUUUGAGAAGGCACAAAGUAAGGGGUGGCACGAAUAAUUCAUAAGGAAGCGGGCUCCGGAUGCCGCUGCGAAAGUGCUCCGAAUGGCACGUAGCUCCAUUGUCGGUCCCUCCAAGACAACGAGCAAUGAAGCAAAAAAGCGAAAGAGUCUUGGCCCGAAAUGUAUAUUCGUGACUUUUCGGAGUCCCUCGAGUGCUUCGCGAAAUGCAUAUUAGCUGCGCGCUGCGAAUCGGAAAGCGUAAAAGAAAAGACGAUGUUCAUAAAAAGUGAUGAAUAGUCGGCUGAUGGAGACACUUUACUCGCAAGACGCUCAAACACCAUACUAAACGUUUUCCAUGAAUCCGAUGAUUGAGAGAGCUCGUUUCCGGUUUCCGCCGCCUAAUUGCAUUUCGCCAGAGGGCCGAGAUCUUAUUCUUUUUCACGAAACUCAUCUUUAAUGUUUCUUUUCCUUCCAGACGGGCUUCCGAACGACGACCUUUGCAGCCUGCAAAAGUGCUCGCCGAAUUUACGCGUAACGAGAUAGAAGGAGGCCAUAGCAGUAGUGAAGAUGAGAUGGAGCAGAAGCAGAGAAGGGCGAGAAUGAACGGACGUCCUUGA
Molecule: messenger RNA, 4809 nt
Organism: Caenorhabditis sp. 36 PRJEB53466
Lineage: Eukaryota; Metazoa; Nematoda; Chromadorea; Rhabditida; Rhabditidae
Source: the annotation of a GenBank genome assembly